CAUCAGCCAGGGCGAGAUCCUGCUGUUCGGCAGGUACGCCCCGCUGAAGUACCAGCUCGCACCGUCCUGGGUGGAUUUCGGCUGGCAGAAGAUCAUCAAUCUGGUGACCUGCUCGAUUGGCUGGAAGUCUGCUGCUGUCUACCGUCUCGCGCCUUGGCAGGAGAAUGGGGCGAGGCGGGGGAGAAUGCUAUCCAGUUCAUCAGGAGCUUCGAGAACUCGGCCGGCGACACAGGUUUCUUCUCGAUUGUGCGAGAGUUGGGUUCGAGUAACAACGGCUGGGUCGUGGCGAAUUACACCUCGACGGUAUGCCACAGUCAUGCGCCAUGGAUCUACGGCCAGAUGA
This is a messenger RNA of Prorocentrum cordatum, 343 nucleotides long. The record is from the annotation of a GenBank genome assembly. NCBI's taxonomy places the organism in Eukaryota, Dinophyceae, Prorocentrales, Prorocentraceae.